Phytomonas sp. EM1 is the source of this 1123-nucleotide messenger RNA. The record is from the annotation of a GenBank genome assembly. NCBI's taxonomy places the organism in Eukaryota, Euglenozoa, Kinetoplastea, Trypanosomatida, Trypanosomatidae.
UAGUAAAUUGUUACUUCUUAAGAACUAUAAUUCAAGUGUGUUUUUCAAGGGAUUGAACAUGCUCACUUACUUGCCCAAUUUUGAUGGACUCACGCGUUCAAUUCUGCGUGAUACAAUCCGUCGGAUCUAUAAAAUUCGUCACUUGGCUGGUAAGGAAAAUGAAGAUUAUACCUUACAAUCGACUGGGGACCCCUUUAGAGACUUAUUAAAUACCUUUAUUAACUUAGUAGUUCGUACCAAGAACGAUAUAAAUGAGCGUAAUCAGGGUUGCCGCGAUCAUGGUGAUGACUACAUGACUAUUGAGCUGUCAAAUAGAAUUCGUAAAGAUAUUUUUCGUAUGGAAGAUAUUCUAGCAGAAAUAAAGCAGCUAGUUGAUGAGGCUGAAAGGUUACUUAUCAAGGAAAAGAAGAAGAAUCGAAAAAAAGGGAAGGUGGACCUUUUGGAGCGAAGUCUUAAAGAGAAACACCAGGAGUACAACGAUUGCUUAGCAACUCUACAUGUAGUCCGUGAAAUGAAUUCGGAGAGGGUGGAAGCGGGCCGAGGCGGCAUCAACGCAAUUAAGGAAACUGAUUUUGGAAAAAGGAUGGAAUUGAGACAGAAACUCUUGGGGAUGCACUGGAAUAAAUCGGAGCCGAACGGAAAUGUUAUGAAUAGAUUUAUAGAUCCCACAGUGGGUGGUGGGAAGCUUGAGGAGAGCGAGGAAACCAAGGAACAAAUGAAAAUCAUAGCUGAAGAGGAGGCCAAGAUCAAUGCUGGUUUAGAUCGUCUGAGGGAGGGUGCUAGUAGGCUUCACAAUCUCGCAAUGGAAAUUGGUGGUCAAUUGAGUACACAAAAUGAGAUUCUUUUGAACACUGAGGAAAACAUUGUGAAGCAACAGCAAAGAAUACGUGGCUUAACCGGACGAAUGAAAAAGAUGCUACACACACAAAAGCCAAUGAACUGUUGCGUAAAUAUAUGCAUUUUCUUUCUUAUCAUUAGUGUGCUGGGUUUUAUCCUAAUCAAAAUUAAUCUGGCUUAAGAUGCUCGAGUGAAUUUUGUUUCAAAAAGCAUUGACGAUAAAUAAAGCCUAACUUUAUUACAUUUCUUGCGUAUUUACUUGCUGCUUCAUAAUUAGAAGAAAAAA